This is a messenger RNA of Gongylonema pulchrum, 183 nucleotides long. NCBI's taxonomy places the organism in Eukaryota, Metazoa, Nematoda, Chromadorea, Rhabditida, Gongylonematidae. The record is from the annotation of a GenBank genome assembly.
UCGCAGUUACCAUGUUUUCGUGGUGGUAUCAGUACAGUGCGAUCGUUAAAAGAUCGUUUCCAUAUGAAUUACACCGAAGAGCAAAUGCAGCAACUGGUUGAAACGAUGGUUGAGCAGAGUCGCGACUCGAUCACCACAAGGCUUUAUGAUAAUUAUCAGUAUUACAGUAAUGGUAUUUUAUAA